Messenger RNA from Mus musculus (house mouse), 2220 nucleotides. RefSeq names its product damage specific DNA binding protein 2 (gene Ddb2). Gene Ontology annotation, molecular function: ubiquitin-protein transferase activity; protein-containing complex binding; damaged DNA binding. The transcript has 7 exons. NCBI's taxonomy places the organism in Eukaryota, Metazoa, Chordata, Mammalia, Rodentia, Muridae. Gene Ontology annotation, cellular component: Cul4-RING E3 ubiquitin ligase complex; Cul4B-RING E3 ubiquitin ligase complex; chromosome. The coding region runs from base 305 to 1240 and encodes 311 amino acids. Gene Ontology annotation, biological process: nucleotide-excision repair; protein ubiquitination; cellular response to UV. The record is from RefSeq and is a predicted model, not a curated record.
CGGGGGCGGGCCGUGCCCGAGGGGUUGGGGCAGUCCGGGGCAGUUCCGGGGGCAAGACAGCCCCCUACUGUGGCAAUCCCGAGGGGGCGGGGCAGUUCCAAGGGGCGGGACAGCCCUGAGGGGACGGGGCGGGGCUAAAAGUAAAGCAGCCCGGAGGAGCGUUUGGCGCGAAGGUGUCUUAGCUGCGCUACCUGCGACGGCGCUGCCUCAUACGUAGUCCCUUCCUGUUUUCUCCACGGAGGCUUUUCCACUCCUUGCUUCGUUAUUUUGCCACAGAGCUUGAUAUCUCUUCACCGAGUACGUCAUGGCUCCCAAGAAAUGCCCAGAAACCCAGAAGUCCCCCGACGUUGCGGUGCUCCUCAGGAGCAAAAGUCGCAGAGGUCCUCAGGAGCUGGAGCCCGAAGCCAAGAAGCUGCGUGUGCAGGGUCCCGUUUCUAGCAGGACAUGUGAGUCGUGCUGCCUUCUGGCAGAGUUGUCCAGCCUGCAGAUCCCUUCACGGAGUAGCAGCAUUGUCAGGGAUCUUUACCAGCAUAAGUUGGGCAAAGCCACCUGGUCAUCACUACAGCAGGGUCUGCAGAAGUCCUUUUUGCACUCUCUAGCUUCUUACCAGGUAUUCCGAAAAGCUGCCCCCUUUGACAGGAGGACUACGUCCUUGGCAUGGCACCCGACUCAUCCCAGUACCCUGGCUGUGGGCUCCAAAGGGGGAGAUAUUAUGAUCUGGAACUUUGGCAUCAAGGACAAACCUAUCUUCCUUAAAGGGAUUGGAGCUGGAGGAAGCAUCACUGGGCUGAAGUUUAACCAUCUCAAUACCAACCAGUUUUUUGCCUCCUCAAUGGAGGGAACAACCAGGCUGCAGGAUUUUAAAGGCAACAUUCUCAGAGUUUAUACCAGCUCAAACUCUUGCAAGGUCUGGUUUUGCAGCCUUGAUGUUUCUGCCAAGAGCAGAGUGGUGGUUACAGGAGACAAUAUGGGACAUGUGAUCCUGUUGAGCACAGAUGGCAAGGAGCUUUGGAACCUCCGAAUGCACAAGAAGAAAGUAGCCCACGUGGCCCUGAAUCCCUGCUGUGAUUGGCUUCUGGCCACAGCCUCCAUAGAUCAAACAGUGAAGAUUUGGGACCUGCGCCAAAUUAAAGGGAAAGACAGCUUCCUCUACUCACUGCCUCACAGGCAUCCUGUCAAUGCAGGCGACCUGGCAUUCACGGCACAACCUCAUUGUUGUGGGCCGAUACCCAGAUCCUAAUCUUAAAAGUUGUGUUCCCUAUGAACUAAGGACAAUAGAUGUGUUUGAUGGAAGCUCAGGGAAGAUGAUGUGUCAGCUCUAUGAUCCAGGAUACUCCGGUAUUACUUCGGUGAGACUUGGGCCCCCAAACAGUGAUGGGAGGAAGCAGGGAAUUUCUCAUUAGAAGUAGUCCCCAUUUACUGCCUCUGUACUGCCUUCAACCCAGCUUCACACCGAUACUCUUACUUUUGUAGCUCAAUGAGUUCAAUCCUAUGGGAGACACACUGGCCUCUACUAUGGGUGAGUAAAAGCAACUGUAUCUCAAACUGUCUAAGCCUGGCCCUAUCCGAGGCUGCAGUGGAGGCUGAAUUCACCGUAGCUCUGCCCUAUUCGUCCCAGGGCAGUGGGCAGUAAAUAUAUCUUGGAGACAGUGGUAUCUGGCCUAGGUCACCCAUCUGGUUUUAUUUUAGUCAUGGCAAUGUCAGUCUGUUAGUUCCCCAAGACAGCCCCAACCUCUGAGACAGACCAGCAACAGAAGGUGUCAUUCAGACUUCUUGUUUCUUCUAGGUUAUCAUAUUCUCAUUUGGAGCCAAGAGGAAGAUGGGUCACAGAAAGAUCAUGAAAGACUAUGAAGAUGGUGUGGGACAGCAAUACUGGACCCCACAGAUGGGAACACAUUCUGUGAGGAGUGGCAGCUGUUUGUUAAUAGGCCAAAAGUACCCAAUUCUUAGGGUUGGAGCAGGGACACUUGUGACAAGGGAUACUGUGGGACUAGGAUGCUGACAUGUUACUGCUCUAGAUUUUGCUCCAGAAAAUUAAAGAGUAAACCAGCUACGCUCAGGGUCCCAGCUAUAUCUAGCCUGGAGGCCAAGUUUAUGCUAGAGCCAAGGUACUUUUCUUUUUUCUGAUGUAUAGGAGCAAAAUAACCAGAGAAUUUUAAAACUUUUAUGUUCAAUUUUAGCAUGGCCAAUAAAAGCAUAUCCUUUGUAUCUAACUAAAAA